Molecule: messenger RNA, 721 nt
Organism: Lolium rigidum
Lineage: Eukaryota; Viridiplantae; Streptophyta; Magnoliopsida; Poales; Poaceae
Exons: 1
Coding region: 1-567 (188 amino acids)
Source: RefSeq, a predicted model, not a curated record
AUGCAUAUGGCGCCCGUGGCCCAUGGCGCUCUGAGCGCGCGCGGCGUGCUCUCCAGCCGCCGGAGGUUCCCGCCAUCUCCCGACGCCACCGCUGCCUCGACGGUGCGGUUCAGUACCCGUCGCGCCGGCGGGAGCAGAGCGAUCCUCUGCCUCGCGCCGGGAGGCGGCGGCGAGCGGGAGGACCCCGCGGGCUCGCCGUGGGACGGCCGGCUGGUCGACGAGGGCAUGGACACGCUGCGGCGGCGCAUUCGGCAGGUCAGGGCCGAGUCCGACCCCGGCGACUACGAGGACGAGGAUGAGGAUCACGGCGGCGUCGACGGCGAGGGCCUCCUCCCGGGCGAGUGGACGGAGCUGGAGCGGCGGCACCACGCGAGCUACGUCGCGGGCGUGCGCGAGGCGGGCGGCGUCCUGCUGGCGCUGCUGGUGCGCUCCAGGCCGGGGCUCGGCGCGGGGGUCCUGGCGCUGGUGCUGCUCGGCGUGCCGGCCGCGGUGCUCCUCGUGUCCGCGGAGCUCAUCACCCGGACCCUGGACUCCAUCUCGGCCGCCGUGCUCAACGGCAGAAUGUAGGAGUACAUGGUUGUGUGCACCUUCUUUCUUUUUCCCUUCGUGCACGCCUUGAUACCUAUUCUUUUCUUUUCUUACACAAGAGUAAACGAAUGCAUUUGGGAACCGAGUAUCGACUAGAAAUAACCAAAAUGUUACAGCCAAUAGCAAUGGCCUA